AGCCAUGACAGGAACUCCAGCAGUUUCUUGUAAUUGCCGUGUCACUAUUAUUGUCUAAACUCUGGGGCUGCUGCUUGCUAUAAUCUCAUGUGUCACAGUAUAUAUUAUGCCUCUAUGGAUGCAUUAUUUUAUUCAUUCCUCCCAAUCAUCUUAUCAGUAACUGUUGUCCUUACUUCACAGAGGAGGCAUCUGAAACUCAACAAGUUUCAGCAACUGGCCCAAGGCCACCCAGCUAGUGGGAUUUAUACUUGGAUCUACUCUAAUCCGGAGACUGAUCCUUAAGAACCACCUUGUACUACAUCUCUUGGUAAAUGCCUCCAAAGUAACAACCCAACUCCUCCUGCUCCAGGUUCCCACCAGCAUCAAGGACCAGCCUGUCUGAGAAACUCCCGGUCACAAGGCCAUCACCAAGGGACCACCUGUCCCUGUGUUGCCAGUCCCCAGCAUGCAGGAAACCCAGACAACACCCUCAUUGUCCAUCCCCAGCCGGUCCUCAACCUCCACCCAGGACCGAUCCUCCACCACCGGCCAAGCUUCAAGCACAGGCCCACAGCCCUCAAAGCCCCCAACCAUCGCACCCCCGGUGAAGCCCAAGGGCCCGAGUUCUGGGGCUGGUGUACAUCGGAUGCGCAGGAUUAUCGCUGAGGAUACCGAAUGGUCACUGGCCAUCGUGCCCCUUCUCACAGAGCUCUGCAUUCAGCACAUUGUCAAGAACUUUCAGAACAACCCUAUCCUGAAGCAGCUGCUCCCAGAGCAUCAGAAGAAGGUCCUGAGCCACCUGCCCCCUGACCUGCCACUGGCUGUGACUGCCAACCUUAUUGACGACGAGAACUACUGGCGCCGCUGCUGCAUGCAGCGCUGGCCCGUGUGCCACGUGGACGAGCACGGCGGCAGCUGGAAGCGCAUGUUCUUUGAGCUGCACCUGGAGAACCUGCUGAAGCACUUCAUCCCCAGCACCACGGACCCCGAGGUGAUCCUCAGCCUGCUGCCGCUCUGCAGGAACUAUGUCCGCACCAUCCGGGUGGACCAGUUCCUUCCACCCGUGCAGCUCCCGUCCCCGCCCCAUGGCGGGGAUCAGUCAGACUCUGGCAGUGAGGGAGAGAUGGAGGAGCCCGCCAUGGACCACUACCAGCUGAGGGACCUGGUGGCUGGCCUGGACCAUCUGGAGGAGCUGGACCUAGUGUACGGUGUCAAGGACUGUGGCAUGAACUUCGAGUGGAACCUGUUCCUCUUCACCUACCGUGACUGUCACUCCUUGGCGGCUACCAUCAAGGCGUGCCACACCCUCAAGGUCUUCAGGCUGACCCGAAGCAAGGUGGACGACGACAAGGCACGCAUCCUGAUUCGAAGCCUCCUGGACCACCCGGCCCUUGAGGAGCUGGACCUGUCGCACAACCUCAUUGGAGACCGGGGUGCGCGCGCCGCCGCCAAGCUGUUGAGCCACAGCCGCCUGCGCGUGCUCAGCCUUGCCAAUAACCAGGUGCGCGCGCCCGGCGCCCAGUCUCUGGCUCACGCGCUGGCGCACAACACCAACCUCCUCUCCCUCAACCUGCGCCUCAACUGCAUCGAAGACGAGGGCGGCCAGGCGCUCGCCCACGCCUUGCAGACCAACAAGUGCCUCACCACACUGCACCUCGGGGGCAACGAGCUGUCCGAGCCCACCGCCUCGCUCCUCUCCCAGGUGCUUUCCAUCAACACCACGCUCACCAGCAUCAACCUGACCGGCAACCACAUUGGACUGGAUGGUGGGAAGCAGCUCCUGGAAGGCAUGUCAGACAACAAGACCCUCCUGGAGUUUGAUUUGCGCCUGUCAGAUAUUGCCCAGGAGAGCGAGUAUCUCAUCAGCCAGGCCCUCUGUGCCAACAGAGAAGCAGCCCGCCAGCAGGCCCUGAAUCCCAGCCACUUCAUGUCACCAAUCACUGCCAAGGGCCCUGAGAACCCUGCAGGAUAAGAUGGGGACAGGGAUGGGGCAGCGACCAGACCUGGGUCACUGCCCCAGCCCCUUCCCUCAUUUCAUGCCCCGCCCCCACACCUUGCAGCAGAGUGUCAUACUGGUCCACGGGGAGGGGGAGGGGACACCAAGACUGUCCUCAGGAGGAGUGAUCAAGAGUUGUGCAGAUAAGGAUGUGAGAAGGGGCCUGGGAUAGGGGUAGGAAGUGGGACUUAGCCCUGGUACCCAGGGAGAGGGUAUGAUGGACCCACUGAAAUGACUGACUUCUUUCGGGAACAGGGAGGCAAAGCAGACCCUAAGGGAUAGGGACCCACCCACCUCCCUGACCCCUGUCCCCACCAUCUUUCUCUGUACCAAAUGGAUCUUUGACCUCUUGAUCUGCAAACACACUCUCUCUCUCUCCCUCUCCGCCCCCCGCCUCUGGCUCCAGCAGAGUUUUGCCUGGCUCUUCCACCCUCACCCCUGCAGAUGCCACCUCCCUAUUAUUUGACUCUGCUAAAAUCAUCUAGUUUUACAGGCCUUGCCGACCCCUAAUCCACCUGCCCAACUUGGGCGGAGGAAACAGAGGUGUCAGGAGGGAAUUAGACCUAGCCAUCUCCCCAGAGAGCUGCUCACAGGAGGGGGAGAUGGCAAGAGAGGCGCCACACUGGGAAGGGAAGUCAGUGAGUCAUCCGCAACUUUAUUAUCCACCAGUUUGAUUUAUACAAUCUUUGCGCUUGGAAAUCCACGACAGAAAGGCCACAGUGUGAUGCACCCAAUUGACAGAGACCUGUCUUCUCCCCAGCCAGGCCCGGCCCAGCCCACCCCACAAGCCCUUGUCCCCAGGCCACAUGGAACCUUCUAAGCACCCUCCAUGAGGCCCCAUCACUCUGUGGCUGCCCACCCUGGGGCCACACCCAUGGGAGUCACAUCUACACAUGAGGCCACGAGAGGACGUGACUGAUGGAUUCAGGCUGAACCCCAUGCCCCAUCGUCCCUGGGCUGAGGGACCCAGAACCUCCAGCCCCUUGUGUCCAGAGAAUGGGUCACAGGCUGCAACCACAGCCUCAGGAUGCCUGCUUUCCAGGGACUCCUGCCAAUAGGCAGAUGCUGAGCAGAGCACCAGAGGGGGCUUGGGAGCCACUGCACGUGUGUGCCUGUCUGGGCAACCUCGGGUCUGUGCCUGACACCCUCUGACAGUUCCGGAGUGCAAACGUGUAGGUGUGAGGGUGUGUGUGAGUGUACAUAGCCACAGCUGCUAGCAGAGGUUCUAAUUCGAGAAACAAGAACAUUCAGUGUAAAGUUUAAUUUUAGAGAUUAAUUUUCUGGUUUUCAUUUUCCCUGGCAAUCAAUAAAGCUACCAAGGGAAAAAAAAAA
This is a messenger RNA of Sus scrofa (pig), 3307 nucleotides long. The record is from RefSeq and is a predicted model, not a curated record. Lineage: Eukaryota; Metazoa; Chordata; Mammalia; Artiodactyla; Suidae.